This is a messenger RNA of Ostrea edulis (European flat oyster), 1470 nucleotides long. Its product is annotated as bystin-like. Gene Ontology annotation, cellular component: nucleolus; preribosome, small subunit precursor; cytoplasm. Gene Ontology annotation, biological process: rRNA processing. The transcript is spliced from 10 exons. Gene Ontology annotation, molecular function: snoRNA binding. Bases 1 to 1329 code for a protein of 442 amino acids. The record is from RefSeq and is a predicted model, not a curated record. Lineage: Eukaryota; Metazoa; Mollusca; Bivalvia; Ostreida; Ostreidae.
AUGGGCAAGGCGAAGAAAACAAAGGUGUCUAAGAAUACUGCCGAGGGUGGAGAAAAAUAUGUUCCUUUAGCAGAUCAAAUAAUAGACGACAAAUCAAUAAAAUCCACCAGUCGAGUGAAAGUCAGAAAUCGGAAGGAUAAAGAUGACGAGUAUGUUGAUGACAAGCUGUCCAAAAGAAUUCUAGAACAAGCCAGACUUCAACAAGAAGAGCUUCAGGAAGAACAUGGAAUUCGGAAACAGAGAACUGAUAAACACAGCACAAGACCAACAGCUCCUAGAACGACCCUGGGAAGUGGAAAGCGUAGAGACGAUUCAGAUUCCUCUGAGGAAGAGGACCUCGAGCAAGAGGAAUUUUACGAGACUAUAGAAGUGAAUGAAGAGGAUGAGAAAGCCUUGCAGAUGUUCAUGUGUAAAGACCCCCCUGUCCGGCGGACACUGGCAGACAUCAUCAUGGAAAAAAUCACAGAGAAACAGACAGAAAUCAGGAGUCAAGUCUCAGACAAUGCCAGUGUACAGAUGCAGCAGUUGGAUGAUCGGGUUGUAAGCAUGUAUAAAAGUGUGAGACCUAUCCUGCAGAGAUACCGCAGUGGGAAGCUGCCCAAGGCCUUCAAAAUGAUCCCCAACCUGAGGAACUGGGAACAGAUUUUAUAUCUAACAGAACCCGAUUCAUGGUCAGCGGCCGCAGUGUAUCAGGCUACCAGGAUUUUUGCUUCAAAUCUCAACGCUAAAAUGGCUCAGAGGUUCUUUAACUUAGUUUUAUUACCACGAAUCAGAGAUGACAUUGCUGAGUACAAGAGGCUGAAUUUUCAUCUCUACAUGGCAGUUAGGAAAUCCCUUUUUAAACCGGCAGCAUUCUUCAAAGGCAUUCUGCUUCCAAUGUGUGAGGCUGGUAACUGUACACUGAGAGAAGCCAUUAUUAUGUCCAGUAUUCUCACCAAAUGUUCUGUACCCAUGCUGCAUUCAGCGGCAGCCAUAUUGAAAAUCGCAGAAAUGGACUACAAUGGAGCAAACAGUAUUUUUUUGAAGACACUGCUGGACAAAAAGUACGCCUUGCCGUACCGAGUGGUGGACGCUGUAGUGUUCCACUUCCUGGGGUUCCAGAGAGACAAGCGUGAGCUUCCUGUGUUGUGGCAUCAGUCGCUUCUGACCUUUGUUCAGCGGUACAAGGAGGACAUUUCUAGUGAACAAAAGGAGGCUCUAAUGGAUUUGUUACGUGCUCAAACUCACAUUCAGAUCACGCCAGAAAUUCGGCGGGAACUUGUCCAUGCCAAGUGUCGGGAUGUAGAAGGGGAGCCACCAGGUUCUAGUGGUUCAAUGGAAGACGACUGAGUGAAAAGAUACUGUGAUUGGUUAUGUUCUUUAUAUGGAAUGUUGAACUUUAUGUAGGUGGGGGAUUCCAUCUUUUGUUAUUUUAUAAAGAUUGAGAACCAUACUAUGAAAUAUGUUGUAAAAAUAUUUUGAAAUUACCAA